This is a messenger RNA of Bursaphelenchus xylophilus (pine wood nematode), 1494 nucleotides long. Lineage: Eukaryota; Metazoa; Nematoda; Chromadorea; Rhabditida; Aphelenchoididae. The record is from the annotation of a GenBank genome assembly.
AUGCGUUCGUCAUUCUUUAUUGUGCUUCCCAGCAACGAUCCUAGUAACACCUUUGGGAAAAAUACCCCUGCUGAUUUCAAAAUCGUGUUGCCUAAACCCUUGACAUUUGACGCCCCCUAUUUAUGUGGUUUACAGAGCAUUGUCUAUCCUCAUUCAUGGGCUUCUAUCGGGACCUUGGAUGGGCAAUAUAUCGAUCUUACAACUGCUUACGCAAUCUUGAGAAUACACAUCCCUAAAGGGAGUUUUAAUACAAUUGAGAGUUUGGUGACAUAUUUGAAUUCGGUGGUUCAAGAAGAGCUUGAGAAGGGAGAGGGGCGUCGUAAAAGAAAUGCUCCGGAAGAGCCAAAGGUUUUAAAAAAGGGUAAAAAGAUGGAUGUCGCAUUAAAGAAGUCUGUGAAGACUGAUGAGGGAAAUCCAAUCCCUUUGACAAAAGCCGCGGUACAAAAUGUUUCUCUUCCAAACGUUUCUAAUACUAAUAUUGCUGAUGUUGGUACUAGAAAUAAUCCGGGGGGUAUUCGAAAUACUACUAGAGAUACUGCUAAAAGUACUACAUUUUCUCAUGGUGCUGCUCAACCUAGCCCUUUGCCUCCUUCUAAUCCGCCUGUUUUACAACCGUCUACUCUUAGCACUCCAAUUACUACUAGCAUAGCUACUCCAUCUACAACAACACUAACAGGGGCACAACAUACCGCUCCCUCUGCAUCCUCAAAGGCCUCGUCAUCACAACUUUCCAAUCAUAUACAAAAAGGCAAUUUAUCUCUCGAAAAUGAAAAAAAGGCCCCGAAUAACAACAACUCCCAAUCUGCCAAGAACAAAAGCGGCGCGACCUCCUUCUCCCCGGUUUCGACCGACCAUCUGCCUACGCACAAUCCUGCGAUUGGUUUUAUGGAUGUUGAGUAUCCCCGAAUGUCACGCCCCCUUGCCCUGGUUGGCACGAGACGUAUUGAGACUGAACCUUUGAAGGUCCCCGUCUAUGAAUUGAACCGCCCUCAUAAAACGGUGAAAGAGCCAAUCAAAGCAAUGUAUAACCUGAGACCUUUAAGAUCUUCCGAUUUCGCAAUAUUAUACGACAAGAAAAUUCAGCGUGUGAAAACACAUGUUAAUCAUGAAGUAGUGGGGAAGAUUGAGUUCUCACCCCAAUUAAAGUACACUCUAGGGUUUUCGGAUUAUGGGGAAAUUGUAAACGAAACUGUCGCUCCAUUCUCUCCUGAUCUCAGUGGUGGCAUCAAGAACCUAGCCGUAUACGUUGACGAUUUAGUUGAACAGGUUAUUGUCGGCAGUUUUCAAACACCUAUGCUUCGUAUGGUUACAGUAAAAGGCAAACCGGGGGAUGUUGUGGAACAGAUUUACGAUCAACCGCUAAUGAUACCUGUUAGAGCAAGAGAGAUCUCUGUAUUACAUGUUCAAAUUAGAACUCUAGAUGGACGUUUAUGCCCUUUUGAUUAUGGCAUUACUUGUUUGACUUUAUGUUUCAAACCUCUGGCGGUUUUUUAA